This is a messenger RNA of Penicillium canariense, 273 nucleotides long. RefSeq lists its product as uncharacterized. The record is from RefSeq and is a predicted model, not a curated record. Lineage: Eukaryota; Fungi; Ascomycota; Eurotiomycetes; Eurotiales; Aspergillaceae. Bases 1 to 273 code for a protein of 90 amino acids. The transcript has a single exon.
AUGGAUGCCACAGCUGCCCUUCUCAAACGUGAUUCGUCACCCUCGCAGUUCUCACUCUAUGUAUUCGCCAUUAUUGUUGGCUGUGUGGCGAGCGUUCUUAUCGGAUUCGGCAUUUGGACCAUGUAUCACGGAAUAGAGAACGAGCAAAACCACGACGUCACCUACGAGCAGCGAAAAUACAUGCGUGAAGUACGACAACGAAAUAUCAAUCGCUUGGCAGCCACAGCGAACCGACCAGACAUGAUCACUCCCGUUGAAAAAUUAAAUUAUUGA